Capsella rubella is the source of this 264-nucleotide messenger RNA. RefSeq names its product putative phytosulfokines 4. The record is from RefSeq and is a predicted model, not a curated record. The transcript is spliced from 2 exons. Gene Ontology annotation, molecular function: growth factor activity. The coding region runs from base 1 to 264 and encodes 87 amino acids. Gene Ontology annotation, cellular component: extracellular region. Gene Ontology annotation, biological process: cell population proliferation. Lineage: Eukaryota; Viridiplantae; Streptophyta; Magnoliopsida; Brassicales; Brassicaceae.
AUGAAAAAUCUCUCCACUUUGCUGACGAUAGCUCUCCUCCUUUGCGCCGCCACGCUAACGUGCACUGCCCGCCAUGAACCGGCCUAUUUCGCCUCCUUCACAACCUCUCCGGCGGAUACACUUAGUCUGGAAAUGAUAGAAUCAAAACUACACGAUGUGGCGGGAGAGAGCUGCGAUAAAGAAGACAACGAAGAUUGCUUGAUGAUGAGAAGAGCAUUGACCGAUCAUCUUGAUUAUAUCUAUACACAGAAGAAAAACAAUUAA